Messenger RNA from Amoebophrya sp. A25, 479 nucleotides. The record is from the annotation of a GenBank genome assembly. Lineage: Eukaryota; Dinophyceae; Syndiniales; Amoebophryaceae.
GUUCUUAGUAAUUUAUCAUGAGAAUUACUAAUGACCUGUGCAUUUUUUGAGUGGUAAUAAAUUUAACUAACUACAAGAACAAUAAGUUCUUAGAAGAAUAAUCAACUACAAGAACAACAAGUUCUUCUACAUCAUUUACAAGAACAAUAGACAUAGAGAAAAAUCAAAAAAAUGACGUUAAAACGCCUACAUGCCUCGCCUGAGGAGCAGGCUAAUGGCGCUUCCCCAGAACGAGACUCCCGUCUUCCCGUCACCGUCUUGUCGGGCUUUCUUGGAAGCGGCAAGACAACCACGCUCACCCACGUCCUAAGCAACAAUGCUGGUCUCAAAAUUGCCUUGAUCGUGAACGAUAUGGCCAGCGUCAAUGUGGAUUCCUUGGCCAUUGACAAGGUCACCAAAGAGCAGAUGCUACGAAGCAGUAAGAUAAAACUACAGGCUGAGUCCUCGUCCCCUGAGAAGAAUGAAGGAGUAGAUCAACG